ACUUUUGGCAACUUAAAAAAGCUUAACUCGUGUCACGCCGUUUGCCAACAGCAACAUCCACCUUCUUUGUUUUACGAAGUUUUAUGCUUGUAUCACAAAGUGAACGAUUGUUUCACUAAUCUGCCGCACUACUGCCGGACCCCUUCCCACUCCAGUGUGACUGACUUCAUUGCAGUGAUCCCCCUAAGGAUGGCUUAAAGUGCGAAACUGAAUUGCAUACUCUGCCACAGAUCAUCUGUCCUGCUUAAGGUGAAGGAGAUGCUUUGCUGACUCACGUUGGUUGUUAGAAUGCCCAAAGAUAGUUUGGAGCUGGGUCAUGAAAUCGGCCUGGUGGCAGAUUGGCAGAUCCUUCUCCCAGACCGCCAUAGCCUACUCCAAGGCUUUGCCUGACAGCAGGGUUGUUAUAAGGUAUUCCAAUAUGGUGGAACUCUUCUGUAGGAAAGUCAUGGGGCUGUGGGCUUCUAUCAAACCACUGAGGUGACUGGAGAUGGCGGUCAGAGCAAGGGACUGGAGCUACAAGGGCUGGUGUCGCCGGUGGGGGUGCUGUAGUAAUCCUGGACACCGACUGGGAGAAAGUCUGGAAGGAGGCAUUGAGCUUGUCCAAGGAUUGCCAAAGCUUGACGAUACGUCUUUGUUGUUCACUAAAAGCUACUCCCAUUCUGCUUACAAUGGUUUUCACAUCCGUAGUCUCCGCUGUUCUCUCUUGUGGCUCAGUCCUGCUGUUAUAAUUCUGGUUGAGCACAAUUGCAGGAGACCACAGGAGUAAGGUUUCAACAGGGUUUAUUUCACAGCAAACUUAAACUUCAGCAACACAGGCUUAAAUCAGGAUAUGUCCGCUUUCAACAUUUAAUUACUUAGACCCAAUUAUUCUCAAUACAACCUCGCUCACCGGCGAAAGCGGCAUGUGCCACACUCAUGUUGGCGGCGGUCUCCACAACACUUUAAGAAGGCCAUCAAGAAUGAGCCACAGGUGAUUCCCAUGAUCACCUGUCACAGGGUUUCUCAAUGUGAUUGGCAUGAGCUUGGGGCAUUUGUCGCUUUCUGGUUGCCUGGGGUUUUAUAGGGCAAUUUCUAGGGGUUUGAUGGUUCUGGUGGCAUCAGGCGACAGGCAAUGUGAAGGAUCACUAGUCUUAAACCUUGGGCUUAUUUCACCACAUUCUGUCCAAGGAGGAAGAGGGGAUUCCUCUCCAACGACGGCUGGCACGCCAAGCGUGUAGUUGUGAUUGGAGCAGGUUGUUCCGGCCUGGCUUGCAUCAAGUGUUGCCUGGACGAGGGGCUGGAGGCUGUGUGUUUCGAGAGCAGUGAUGACAUUGGAGGACUUUGGAGGUUCAAAGUACAUAACAGGCAGAGGCGGACAGAGUACACAGCUUCAUUACUUGAGUAAAAGAAUAUCGACAUUUCAGGGGAGACAUUUCCAUAGCUGGGAAUACUGCAGUGCAGAUGGAAUGCAGGGGAAGACUGUCAUGGUGAUCGCUGUAGAUGCCAGCAGAGUGGCAAAGCAAGUGUACCUGAGCACCAGACAUGGCGCGUGGAUGGUGGGGCGCAUCGGAGAGGGUGGGAUGCCCGCUGAUGUGGUGUGUAGUGACCGUCUGGCUGUGCUCUUGCACAGACUAAUGCCAACUUGGACCACAAGGGCAGUGGAGAAGCAGCUCAAUAAGCACUUUGACCACCAUCUUUAUGGGCUACAGCCCCCUCAUGGAUUCUUUACUCAGAUCCCAGUGGUGAAUGAUGAUCUGCCUGGACGUAUCAUCUCUGGCCGUGUGAUGAUAAAGCCAAAUGUGAAGGAGUUCAUUGGCUCUAGUGUGAUUUUUGAGGAUGGAACAGUGGUUGAUGAGGUGGAUGUGGUGGUGUUUGCUACAGGCUAUAACUAUGACUUCCCUUUCUUACCUGAAGACCUGAGGGUUAAAGAUGGCUACCGCCUGUCUUUGUACAAACACAUCUUUCCCCCGAGCCUGGAGAAACCAUCACUGGCUGUGGUAGGCUUCAUCCAUGGACUCGGAGCGAUUAUCCCCCUGGCUGAGAUGCAGGCUCGCUGGGCCUCCCGAGUCUUCAAAGGCCUCACCAAGCUGCCCUCAGAAAGCAUAAUGCUUGAAGACAUUCAAGGAACCACCAAGAGAAUGCAUCAGAGGUUUGCCUGUUCUGAACGCAAUCCUUUACAAGUAGACUACAUCCCCUACCUGGAUGAUGUUGCACAUGAAGUGGGAGAAAAGCCACAGUUCUUUUCACUUUUUCUCCGAGACCCUGGUCUAGGUCUGAGGAUUCUGUUUGGGCCCUGCACUCCAUACCAGUACCGCCUGUGUGGGCCGGGCCAGUGGGCGGGGGCCCGCCAAGCAAUCUACACGCAGUGGGAGAGGGUGAUCCGUCCCUUUGGCACACGGAAACUACCAGAGAUCCAGCCUGAGACGAAGCAACGCUCCCCUGUGUAUCUCACAUUUGCAAGUGUGAGCCUACUGGUUACUGUAAUGUACAUGAGAAAUUGUUUACAGUUACAUAAGUAACAGAGCAGUUUCAGGAAGCUCUCUUAUAACUGCUACUUCAAAUACUGAAUUUUCCCCUCUUUGAUUUCUUAACAGGGCCAAACAUGAUUUUAACAUGUGAGUUUUAAUCAAGAUUUUAGCUACAUAGAUUUUAUGGUGCAGAUAAUAAUGACAUAUUAGUUUGCGGAUAUGUAAGAAUAAUGAAAACGUAUAACAAAACUAACUUUUGUUGUGUGAGGUAUGAUAUUGGAGUGAUUAUGUGUGAUGAGUACUGUAAAAGGUGUAAAAAAAACUCGAUGCAAGGUUCACUGCACCCGUGUAUAUAUAUAUGCUACUUUGAUCCCGUCAAUUUGGCGAUGUUUACCGAAUGUUAACCUGUUGAGUAGUGAAUUUCCUGGUUCCUACUAUUCUAGAAUUUUACACAAACAAUCAGUUUCAGAGUUUCUUUUUUAUUAUUUCUGAUGGUAAUUGUGGCAUCAUAGUGCGGAAUUCUCGGUUUGCGAACAUUCUAAUCUCAUAUUUGUGACCCAUACUCCUUAACAGUAGCCUGACGAGCCAGACCCACCUCAAGAUGUAGGGUCUGGGAACUUACC
Messenger RNA from Alosa sapidissima (American shad), 3070 nucleotides. Its product is annotated as flavin-containing monooxygenase 5-like. Lineage: Eukaryota; Metazoa; Chordata; Actinopteri; Clupeiformes; Clupeidae. The record is from RefSeq and is a predicted model, not a curated record. Gene Ontology annotation, molecular function: NADP binding; N,N-dimethylaniline monooxygenase activity; flavin adenine dinucleotide binding.